AUGAACAACUCCACAUUUGARCAAACAUCAGAAAUGGKCGAGAAACGCGACUUUGAUAUAACAGUGAUAGUUAUCAAUGCUUUCAGUAGUGUCUUGGCGACUGUUUUGAACCUSUUGRUCAUCGUGACUUUMRUCAAGACGCCAUCUUUGCGAACACCUUCGAACAUUCUUAUUCUUAGUCUCGCCAUCACUGACUUUGGUAUUGGUGCUUUGGUUCAGCCUCUUUACUCUAAAGUCAUAUUUGCAAAUGGCGGAUCACAUUUUUCCUGUGUUAUUUCCCAUGUGUUUUUCUUUAACAUUAUUGUUGAAUACYUUUCAUUGCCUGAAGUUGACUUUGUCUGGAURGUAGUAUGGGAUAUGGCUUAUGCCAUUCUCUUUAUGAACAGUAGUAUCAAUCCAAUCAUAUAUUUCUGGAGAAUACAAGACAUGCGAAAUGCUGCUCUUCAAUUGCUCCCAUAUGUUCGAAGAAACAAUAACAAUGAAAAUGCUGAAAACGACAUCUACGAAUUACAAUGAAAAAAAAAACAACAUUAAUCUUAAUAUCCAGGUAGAAUUUGAGUAAUUUCAACUAAAUCGGAGUCUAAWACAGGCACCGC
Messenger RNA from Exaiptasia diaphana, 596 nucleotides. RefSeq lists its product as uncharacterized. Bases 1 to 516 code for a protein of 171 amino acids. The record is from RefSeq and is a predicted model, not a curated record. Lineage: Eukaryota; Metazoa; Cnidaria; Anthozoa; Actiniaria; Aiptasiidae. Gene Ontology annotation, cellular component: membrane. The transcript is spliced from 2 exons. Gene Ontology annotation, biological process: G protein-coupled receptor signaling pathway. Gene Ontology annotation, molecular function: G protein-coupled receptor activity.